AGCGCCUAGCGCGGAACGGGUGGGGAGAGGCCCCGGUCCGGGCGGGCCAUGGCCAGCACCGGCAGCCCCCUGGUGAGUCCGGGCGCGGGGAACGGCCUGCGGGCCAGGCGGGCCAUGGCCAGCACCGGCAGCCCCCUGUAUGAUGCUGUUCCAAUCCAGUCAAGCGUGGUGUUAUGCUCCUGUUCAUCCCCUUCAAUGGUGAGGAACCAAGCAGAUUCCAGCACUCCACCUGUCAUUUCCACUUGUGGCAGCAGCAGACACGCAUCUAACAUGGAGGGCACAGCACCCGAAUCAAGAUCUAAUUCAAACUCCUUGCAGCAACAUACAGGACAGCAGCCUCCACAGCCUCGAAAGAAACGACCUGAUGACUUCAAAUUUGGGAAAAUUCUUGGUGAAGGAUCUUUUUCAACGGUUGUCUUGGCUCGAGAAUUGGCAAGUUCUAGAGAAUAUGCCAUUAAAAUUCUAGAAAAACGUCAUAUCAUAAAAGAAAACAAGGUACCAUAUGUGACACGAGAGAGAGAUGUAAUGUCCCGUCUGGAUCACCCUUUUUUUGUGAAACUCUACUUCACCUUUCAGGAUGAUGAAAAGCUAUAUUUUGGACUUAGCUAUGCCAAAAACGGAGAGCUGCUAAAGUAUAUACGCAAAAUUGGCUCAUUUGAUGAGACCUGUACAAGGUUUUAUACUGCUGAAAUUGUAUCAGCCCUGGAGUAUUUGCAUGGCAAAGGAAUCAUUCACAGGGACCUUAAGCCAGAGAACAUCUUAUUAAAUGAAGAUAUGCACAUUCAAAUAACAGACUUCGGAACAGCAAAAGUAUUAUCUGCAGAUAGCAGACAAGCACGGGCAAACUCAUUUGUAGGGACAGCACAGUAUGUUUCUCCAGAACUGCUGACAGAGAAAUCUGCCUGUAAAAGCUCUGACCUCUGGGCUCUGGGAUGCAUUAUAUAUCAACUUGUAGCUGGAUUGCCUCCAUUUAGAGCUGGAAAUGAAUAUCUUAUAUUCCAGAAGAUAAUAAAGUUGGAAUAUGACUUCCCAGAAAAAUUUUUUCCCAAGGCAAAAGACCUUGUGGAAAAACUGUUGGUUCUAGAUGCUACCAACCGAUUAGGUUGUGAAGAAAUGGGAGGAUAUGGACCUCUUAAGGCUCACCCCUUCUUUGAAUCCAUUGUGUGGGAGAACCUACAUCUUCAGACACCCCCUAAACUUACAGCAUAUUUACCUGCUAUGUCAGAGGAUGAUGAAGACUGUUAUGGAAAUUAUGACAAUCUCCUGAGUCAGUUCGGUUGCAUGCAAGUUUCUAGUUCUGCCUCUUCCCAUUCACUGUCUGCUGCAGAGACAAGUACACCACAGACAUCAGGAGGAAAUAUUGAACAGUAUAUUCAUGAUCUUGACAACAAUUCCUUUGAGCUGGAUUUACAGUUUUCUGAAGACGAAAAGAGGUUACUUCUGGCAAAACAAGCUGGUGGAAAUCCUUGGCAUCAGUUUGUAGAAAAUAACUUAAUCCUAAAAAUGGGUCCAGUGGACAAAAGAAAGGGAUUGUUUGCACGUCGGCGCCAAUUGCUGCUUACGGAAGGGCCCCACCUGUAUUAUGUGGAUCCUGUCAACAAAGUUCUAAAAGGAGAAAUUCCAUGGUCUUUAGAGUUGCGUCCAGAAGCCAAGAAUUUUAAGACAUUUUUUGUUCACACGCCAAACAGGACAUAUUACCUGAUGGACCCAAGUGGGAAUGCUCAUAAAUGGUGCAAAAAGAUACAUGAAGUUUGGCGGCACAGAUACCACCAGAAUGCUGCAAAAUAGUAAAGCUCAUCCAAAAUUUCCCAGUUUCCCUACUUGCUGCUAGAACUCCGUGUGCAGCCGAUCAGAGGAAUCUUUUCAACCCACCUAUUACCAUCUCAAGGGGAAGCAUACGUCUGAAAUGUUCUUGGUUUUGGGGGGUUUUUUGGUUUUUUUUUUUGUUUGGUUUGGUUUUUUUUUGUUUGGUUUUUUUUUUGUUUUGUUUUGUUUUUGGUUGUUGUU
This is a messenger RNA of Camarhynchus parvulus, 2007 nucleotides long. RefSeq names its product 3-phosphoinositide dependent protein kinase 1 (gene PDPK1). The coding region runs from base 49 to 1788 and encodes 579 amino acids. Gene Ontology annotation, biological process: intracellular signal transduction; peptidyl-serine phosphorylation. Gene Ontology annotation, molecular function: protein serine/threonine kinase activity; ATP binding. The record is from RefSeq and is a predicted model, not a curated record. NCBI's taxonomy places the organism in Eukaryota, Metazoa, Chordata, Aves, Passeriformes, Thraupidae. The transcript has 14 exons.